GGCAAUCAAUGAAACCACUUGUCACACUUAAGCAGCUAUAUAUUUUGAAUAGGAAUAAAAUAACAACUUUGGAUAAAAACUAGUUUGACGGCGUAAAUUCAAAUCCGUGAUCGGAAUCUGUCACAAACCGUAUUCGAUUGAGUGAGAAAUGCUUCCUUCUUACUUCUGAUCUGUCCGUGUCAACCAACCAUAUAAAGCAAACAAGAUUUGUGGGAGUGGACGGGUAUAAAAGUCGUCAAUAAGUGGAGUUCAUCAUCAGUUCAAUUUGAUCUAAAUACCCAAAACCAACUAAAAAAAAUGAAGACCUUCAUCGCCCUCACCCUCUUGGCUGUGGCCUCUGCUGCUCCCUCUGCUGACAAGCCCGAGCCCACCUACGAGCCCCGUUAUGAGCCCCGAUACGCCCCCGCCCCUUACAAGCCAGCCUACAAGCAACCCGCCUAUGAGGAACCUCCCAAGUAUGAGUACCAAUAUGCCGUAGCCGAUCAUUACUCCGGUGCCGACUUCAACCAGAACGAGGCCCGUGACGGUUAUGCCACCAACGGCGAGUACCGCGUUGUCCUUCCCGAUGGCCGUACCCAAAUCGUGACCUACACCGUUCAAGACAAUGAAUCUGGAUACGUGGCUGAUGUCAAAUACGAGGGCGAGGCUUCAUACCCUGAGGAGAAGCCUUCGUACAAGCCCGCUUAUAAACCCGCUUACGAACCCGCUCCUGCCUAUGAGGCCUAGAUGCAAGGAAAACUUCAAUAUUUAUCGCAGUAUCUAUUCGCAAUAAAUGUAUUUGGUUUCUAAACAGCAAAAUCAAAUCAUGCAGG
Tigriopus californicus is the source of this 812-nucleotide messenger RNA. Its product is annotated as cuticle protein 7-like. The transcript is spliced from 2 exons. Gene Ontology annotation, cellular component: extracellular matrix. The coding region runs from base 298 to 726 and encodes 142 amino acids. Lineage: Eukaryota; Metazoa; Arthropoda; Copepoda; Harpacticoida; Harpacticidae. The record is from RefSeq and is a predicted model, not a curated record.